This is a messenger RNA of Lodderomyces parapsilosis, 1986 nucleotides long. RefSeq names its product Zn(II)2Cys6 transcription factor. The record is from RefSeq and is a predicted model, not a curated record. Gene Ontology annotation, cellular component: nucleus. Gene Ontology annotation, molecular function: DNA-binding transcription factor activity, RNA polymerase II-specific; transcription cis-regulatory region binding; zinc ion binding. NCBI's taxonomy places the organism in Eukaryota, Fungi, Ascomycota, Pichiomycetes, Serinales, Debaryomycetaceae. Bases 1 to 1986 code for a protein of 661 amino acids. The transcript has a single exon. Gene Ontology annotation, biological process: positive regulation of transcription by RNA polymerase II.
AUGCCACCACGAAGGUUCAAGAGGGAUUACAGCCGUGGCGGAUGUCGAGAGUGCAAACGCCGAAAAAUCAAAUGCAAUGAAGCUAAACCGCACUGUUCUGAAUGCACGCGAUUGGGAAAAGAUUGUUCAUACCCGGCCAUUGGUGAAAGAGUGAUACGAGGUUCGAAAAAGGAUAUUGACGAAAAGAAGGAGCCAUCUCCUAUAGAGGAGUCGCGAGAGAAAAGAAUGUGGACAGUUCAAAUGUAUAUGGGACCAGAUCAACCAAAAAAGAAGUUGAAGUGGGACAAGGUAUCGUCCGUGACAAGCCCAGAAGAGGCCCAACUCAAUGAAGAAAAUUUGAAUAGGGAGCACGGCAACAUCGUACAAAGUGUUCUGGAUGAAGCUCACGAGGGCACCAACGUGUUACAGAACUAUCAGUAUGAAGAGCCAAUGAACUCUGGAAAUGAGUCAAAGGAGAUUUCAAACUUGCAAGAUUUCGUUCCGCCACCUUCUUUGCUUCUGGGUGAUGUUUACAGUAACGAUGAUUUGAAUUUGUUGGCUGCGGAUUUAAACAAUAUUGUCAACGAUAUCAUGUUUAGCUCAAACAUGGCUCAGCCAGGUGACUACCAGUUUGACUUUUUCAAUCCCGAAUUGGAGACAUCUCCUUAUUUGGAUGAUAUACCCAAAAACAUUCCCUAUGACUAUAUCAAAUUGAAAACAGAAGACGAACGGCGAUAUAUGACCCAAUUUUACGAAGACUUUGCUCUGCAAAUCUUGCCAUUUGGUGCCGAUUAUAAAGACGGUGGGUCGUUGUACAGCAAUCCCUUUCGUGAUGUGAUAAUGAAAUACGCGGCAAGGGAAACCUAUCUUCUUGCAGCUGUGUUAUCACAAGGUGCGCGAUUAGCGUCAGAGUUACAACAUGAUGAUAAAAGCCGUCAACGUGAUAUGGAUAACUGCGGGAACUAUUUAUCAACAUGUUUGAAAUUGCUUGGCCCAGCAUUGAGUAGAAACCAAGAAAAGCAAGUGAAGGGUGAUUUGACAUCAAACAUUGAAAGUAUAUUAGUCACGGUUUUGUUGUUGGCGUCGUCUAGUGCCAGUAAUGAAAGACAGAGUUGGCGCCCGCAUUUGAAGGGAGCUAAAGACAUCAUCAUCAAAGCCACAAGCAGCAAAAUACGACUGUCCCCCACCUUGAUUGUAUGUAAAUUGUGGUUUGCGGAUUUUGAGAUCUUAGCAGGAUUGAGCUCCGAAUUGGGUGGCACUCUUCGAACAAGGGAGGAGAUGGAUGUUGUGCUAAACUUUGACGACCCCUACGAGCAAUCUGUAUUGAGAGAAUUUGGCCUUAUUCAGGACGAUGGAUUUUGUAUAGUAAUGGGGUAUCACAUCGAUUGUCUUGAGUAUUUCAAAGAGAUUUCCGAUUUCUUGAGGCGUAAAAGAAACAAUCCGGAGGAAGUGCCCGAUCCACUCCAAUGUGCAAAAUUGAUUGGUGGAUUUCACAGCCAAUAUAACAAAACGUUUGCGACGAUAGAGACAAGGCCCGAUGGACAAACUGCUCAUGGCUUAUUGUGCGACAUGGUACACAAAUCGAACGGAAAGCUAGAGAUGAUUUCGUGGUUGGAUAUAUCACAACAAGCAUAUUCUCUUGCUGGUUUGGUUACCGUAUUUACAAGGAUGUUGGAAAUUCCGGUCAAUUCUCCCCAAGUAAAAGGUUUAGUUGCCAGGUUAGUUUUCUUGGUCAAAGUGUUUGAAAAUUCUAUAUCCCAAGGGAACAUGCGGUUUCCAUUCGCUUUUCUGAUGAUACAGUGGCCGAUGUCUAUUGCUGGGUUUGCGUGCACUGAAACAUCAGAGCAUUCAGUGACUGAAAACUUUUUCAGGUUAUGUUACAGGACAGGUUCUUAUAGUGCAAACUUGACAUUGGAAAGGAUCAAAAAAGUGUGGGAGCUACGAGUUGCCGGAAAGUCAGUGGACAACGUUGAUGAUGGGGUCAAUGUAGAUAGAAUAACGUACUAA